AUGCUCUCUUUAAACAAAGCCAUCAAGCAAAGUGCUCCUCUGUUGCGCCGAACUUAUGCAGCCACUGCUCAGGUCAAUGAUGGCAUCCAACAAGGUGUAGCAUUCUCUCAUUUGCUAAAGAGAGAGCCUGAGGAGGCAUUUCGCUCUCCUGAACUGGCUCACAUGAGUGCUAAUAACAGUGAAACCAGAAAGAUGAACUUGUUUCAAGCAGUGAACGAUGCCAUGUCCAUUGCAUUGACCACAGAUGAGAGAGCUGUUGUAUUUGGCGAGGAUGUAUCAUUCGGUGGUGUGUUCAGAGCUACAUCCGGCCUCGCUGAACAAUUUGGUAGAGAUCGAGUAUUCAACACACCUCUUACAGAGCAAGGUAUUGCCGGUUUUGCUGUCGGUAUGGCCUCUGUAGGCCAUACAGCCAUUGCCGAGAUCCAGUUUGCCGAUUACAUCUUUCCUGCUUUUGAUCAGAUCGUCAAUGAAGCCGCCAAGUUCAGAUAUCGCUCCGGCAACCAGUUCAACGUAGGUGGUUUGACCAUUCGAUCACCUUCAUCUGCAGUGGGCCAUGGUGGUCAUUACCAUUCUCAAAGUCCUGAAGCCUUCUUUACGCAUGCUCCGGGAUUAAAGGUUGUUACACCCAGAAGUCCAAUCCAAGCCAAAGGUCUACUCUUAGCAUCCAUACGUGACAGAAAUCCAGUCAUCUUUUUCGAGCCCAAAAUCCUAUACCGUGCUGCUGUGGAGGAAGUACCUGUUGCAGAUUAUGAGUUGCCUUUGGGCAAAGCUGAAGUAAUCAAGAAGGGUAAAGAUGUCACGAUUGUCGGCUAUGGCUCUCAGAUCUACACACUCGAGAACGCAAUACAGUUGGCCGAAAAGAAGAUGCCUGGCCUAAGUUGUGAACUCAUUGAUUUACGUACCAUCAUGCCCUGGGAUGUUGAAACUGUUGUUGAAUCAGUCAAGAAGACGGGUAGAUUAGUGGUCGCUCAUGAGGCUCCUAAAACGGCCGGUGUGGGUGCUGAGGUUGCUGCUACCGUCAUGGAGCAUUGCUUCUUGAACUUGGAGGCACCUGUUCAGCGAGUUUGUGGUUGGGAUACACCUUUCCCUCUCGUGUUUGAAAAGUUUUAUGUUCCCAGUAUGAUUAGAUGUUAUGAUGCCAUUAAAACUGCCGUCAACUAUUAG
Messenger RNA from Mucor velutinosus, 1164 nucleotides. RefSeq names its product SPX domain-containing protein. The transcript is spliced from 5 exons. Gene Ontology annotation, biological process: branched-chain amino acid catabolic process; response to nutrient. NCBI's taxonomy places the organism in Eukaryota, Fungi, Mucoromycota, Mucoromycetes, Mucorales, Mucoraceae. Gene Ontology annotation, molecular function: catalytic activity. The record is from RefSeq and is a predicted model, not a curated record. The coding region runs from base 1 to 1164 and encodes 387 amino acids.